Cyphellophora attinorum is the source of this 1764-nucleotide messenger RNA. RefSeq lists its product as uncharacterized. NCBI's taxonomy places the organism in Eukaryota, Fungi, Ascomycota, Eurotiomycetes, Chaetothyriales, Cyphellophoraceae. The coding region runs from base 1 to 1764 and encodes 587 amino acids. Gene Ontology annotation, biological process: protein folding. Gene Ontology annotation, cellular component: endoplasmic reticulum membrane; endoplasmic reticulum. Gene Ontology annotation, molecular function: calcium ion binding. The transcript has 3 exons. The record is from RefSeq and is a predicted model, not a curated record.
AUGCGUCUUCAGGUCGCUGCCGCGUUCUGCGCGACUGCGCUCCUUGCUGGUACCACCCUAGCUCAGGAAGACGACGUGCCAGCCCCAGAGCCCGUAGAGGUUCCUGAGCCAUCGUCAAGCGCUGUCAGCAAGCCAGCAUUCAAGCCUGUCAGCAUCAAAGCCCCUUUCCUCGAACAGUUCACCGAUGACUGGGAGACUCGAUGGAAGAUCUCUCACGCCAAGAAGGAGGACUCAAAGAGCGAGGAAGACUGGGCCUACGUGGGCGAGUGGUCUGUCGAGGAGCCUUCAGUCUUCCCUGGCAUCGAGGGCGACAAGGGUCUUGUGCUCAAGAACCCCGCCGCUCACCACGCCAUCUCGGCCAAGUUCCCAUCCAAGAUCGAUAACAAGGGCAAGACUCUCGUCGUUCAGUAUGAAGUCAAGCUCCAGAAGGGCCUUGAGUGCGGUGGUGCUUACAUGAAGUUACUCCGCGACAACAAGGCUCUUCAUCAGGAGGAGUUUGCCAACACAUCUCCCUACGUGAUCAUGUUCGGUCCCGACAAGUGCGGUGCCACUAACAAGGUCCACUUCAUUUUCAACCACAAGAACCCCAAGACUGGCGAGUACGAGGAGAAGCACUUCAAGAGCGCCCCCUCGGCCAAGAUUUCCAAGCUCACCACCCUCUACACCCUCAUCGUUCGUCCCGACAACACCUUCGAGAUGUUGAUCGACAACAAGUCCUCCAAGAACGGGUCCCUCCUCGAAGACUUCUCUCCUGCUGUCAACCCGCCGGCCGAAAUUUCCGACCCUGAUGACAAGAAGCCAGAAGACUGGGUUGAUGAGGCCCGCAUUGCUGAUCCCGAGGCCACAAAGCCAGAGGACUGGGAUGAGGAUGCUCCAUUCGAGAUCGUCGAUGACGAAGCCGAGAAGCCUGCCGACUGGCUUGACGACGAGCCACUCACGAUUCCUGACCCCGAAGCCGAAAAGCCAGAAGAUUGGGAUGACGACGAGGACGGAGACUGGGUUCCUCCUCAGGUCCCCAAUCCCAAGUGCGAGGAAGCUUCUGGUUGCGGUCCUUGGGAAGCACCCAUGAAGAAGAACCCAGCAUACAAGGGCAAGUGGACCGCGCCAUUCAUCGACAACCCGCUUUACAAGGGUAUCUGGGAGCCACGCAAGAUCAAGAACCCUGCCUUCUUCGAGGACAAGUCUCCUGCCAAUUUCGAGCCCAUGGGUGCCAUUGGUUUCGAGAUCUGGACUAUGCAGUCUGACAUUCUCUUCGACAACAUCUACAUCGGUCACUCCGAAGAAGACGCUGCUGCACUCCGUGCCGCCUCGUACGACAUCAAGCGACCCAUUGAGGAAGAGGAAGAGUCCAAGAGCAAGCCCAAGCCAUCUGAUAUCCCCAAGUCUCCCAACGAUCUCUCAUUCAAGGAUGAUCCAGUCCACUACAUCCGGGAAAAGCUCGAUCUGUUCAUCACCCUGGCCAAGCGCGAUCCCGUCGAAGCUGUCCGCUUCAUGCCCGAGGUGGCUGGCGGCAUUGGUGGUGCCAUCGCCUUGGUCAUUGCUGUUGUCGUCGGUCUCGCUGGUCUGGGUGGCUCCGCUGCUCCCAGCAAGGAGGAUAUCAAGAAGACAGCUCAGAAGGCCAAGGAGGCUGCGGCUGAGGCUGCGGCUGUUGCCCAGGACAAGGCCGUCGAGGCUAAGGAUAAAGUCGUCGAGGCUGUGAGCUCUGGUGCUGAGAAGACCAAGGCUGAAGCCAACCGACGCACAACUCGAAGCUCUGCGGAGUAG